UUUUGAGCACCUGGAGUUUACCACUGAGCAAUUUUCUCGGCAGUUAAGGAGAAUAUCCGAACCGUUUCACUGCGUAGGUGCGGCUACGCGGUAAACGUACUCUGGAGAAACGUUUAGUGUGAAGAUGGUAUCCACUCUUCAGUUUAACAUCACCUGGUAAUCAAGUGACGGGGCCCUGACGGCCCAACGUGGCUGAGGACGGUUCACAGACUUUAUUAAAACACCAAACAUUUCACCUUAAGUGGCCAUAAUGUCUAAAGUGAACGCAAAGAAAACAGACUCUUCUGCUAAAACACUCACAUCUACAGAGAAGAACAAAACCGCGAAAUGGAAAAGGAAAAACUGGAUGAAAGAAAAGUUUAAGAGAAAAAAGCCUCCACCCAAGGACCAAGGAAAGGCUAAAGUUCAGCAAACAUUACCUCCAAAAGAUGUCCAACAGUUCUCUGCCAACUGGAAAACAUUACAAGAGAUGUUAAAGGCCAGUCAACCGGAGAAGAAGCAUCCUGUGAUACCAAAACCUCAAAAUGGUGAGCUGCGGAAAAAGGAGGCUAAAGAAAAUUCAAAUAUUUCCAAGAACACCGUCACUCCUGGGAGGACAACACCUGGGAAAAAAGUGAAGCACAAAACUGUUCCUGACAGUGUUGUCACCAAGGACUCUAAGGUGAAAUUAAAUGUUCCAGCUUUUUCAGAGACGAGACUGGCUGCUGCUCCAAAAAGGAAAAUGGACAAUGGAAAGCCAAACAGAGAGCAAACUGCCAAGAAAAAGAAGUCUGUGCUUGAACAGAUGAAACCUACAGAAGAGGACCUUUGGUUUGAUGAUGUAGACCCUGACGACAUUGAGGCGACAGUGGGAGCAGAGGCAGCGGAGAUCAUGAGGAAGAAGCAGGGCAUUCAGAAGAGCAAGGACACCGAGAGCGCCCUGGUCAAGGAGAAAGCCUUUGAGGGCCUCACCAGAGCCGUGGCCAUCGAUUGCGAGAUGGUGGGAGUCGGUCCUGAUGGAGAGGACAGCAUCUUGGCCCGCGUGUCCCUCGUGAACCAGUUUGGGAAAUGCAUCUAUGAUAAAUAUGUGAAGCCCACAGAGAAGGUGACUGACUAUAGGACAGCCGUCAGCGGCAUCAGACCAGAGGACAUCAAAGACGGAGAGGAUGUACACACUGUGCAGAGGGAGGUUGCUGAGAUCCUGCAAGGCAGAAUAGUGGUUGGUCAUGCCAUACACAAUGACUUAAAGAUUUUACUGUUGGACCAUCCAAAAAAGAAAAUCCGGGACACUCAGAAGUACAAACCUUUUAAGAAGACUGUAAAGAGUGGUCGACCCUCGCUGAAACUCCUCUGUAGAGAAAUACUCAACGUUAAGGUCCAACAUGGUGAACAUUCAUCUGUCCAAGACGCGCAGGCCACCAUGAGGCUCUACACACUGGUGAAAAAACAGUGGGAAGCAGAGAUUAAAGCCAGUCAGAAGAACAAAGACUCAGUCAAGAAGAGGGAGAGAAGACCCAAGUUUCCCAAGAACAAGGGCAAGAAUCUCAUGGGAUUAUGAAUUCAAAACUUCCUGUCAUCCCUGAAUCAGAGCAGACUGGACUGAAAUGAUCAAAGUUUUGGAUUUGUUUUUCAAAGACAAAAAAAACACACAGGCAGAGUUAAGAAAGUAACAGAUGUUGGACACUGGGACAGUCAUGAGCUUAUGUAAAAUCUAUCACAAUAACAUCUCAGGCUGUGACUCACUGGGGGAUUAAAACAUCUGAGAGAGAUUUGGCGCCUUUUAUUUCCACUUAUCCUUUCAGCAAUUUCCUCCAUGAAUAUUUCCAGACAUCAAUUCCCAAUGUGUAGUUCCCAGCAGUUGGAGGCAGGUGGCUUUCAGUUUCCUGUACGGAGUAUUCUUGAUAACUCAAAAUAAUAUGUCCACUUAAGGAGUUGUCAGUGUGUUGUUUUUGCAUUAUGGUUCCAGUGUUAUAUAAGUAGUUUGUUUAGAUCUGUGGUAUCUUGUGACUCAGUUUGAAAUCAUUUUAUUCCUGGUUGCCUUAAAAGAUGUACGUUUAAAAAAAAAAAAAAA
Messenger RNA from Micropterus salmoides (largemouth bass), 2050 nucleotides. It is a transcript of the gene rexo4, whose product is annotated as REX4 homolog, 3'-5' exonuclease. Lineage: Eukaryota; Metazoa; Chordata; Actinopteri; Centrarchiformes; Centrarchidae. Gene Ontology annotation, biological process: rRNA processing; DNA catabolic process. Bases 251 to 1537 code for a protein of 428 amino acids. The record is from RefSeq and is a predicted model, not a curated record. The transcript is spliced from 8 exons. Gene Ontology annotation, cellular component: nucleus. Gene Ontology annotation, molecular function: 3'-5' exonuclease activity; nucleic acid binding.